This is a messenger RNA of Spodoptera litura, 2972 nucleotides long. RefSeq names its product protein phosphatase 2 catalytic subunit mts (gene mts). The record is from RefSeq and is a predicted model, not a curated record. Lineage: Eukaryota; Metazoa; Arthropoda; Insecta; Lepidoptera; Noctuidae. Gene Ontology annotation, molecular function: protein serine/threonine phosphatase activity.
CCAUAAAAGCCGCUUGGCGUAUUUCUUUUCUGAAAAUUGACGUCACGCAAACGCCAUUUUGUAAAGUGUCCGCCGUAGUCAGUUUUCUGGGCACAGUGGAAAAUACGUAAUUCGCAUGGUUUUGUGUACAUUUAAAACAUAAAGACAAUCAAAAUCACAGUUAACGUCUCGUACGUUAAUCUCACAGACACAAAGUAUGGAGGACAAGGCGUCGUUAAAAGAACUGGAUCAGUGGAUAGAACAACUAAAUGAAUGCAAGCAAUUGACAGAAAAUCAAGUAAAAACGUUAUGCGACAAGGCAAAGGAGAUCCUAACGAAGGAGUCUAACGUCCAGGAGGUGAAAUGCCCGGUGACAGUUUGCGGGGAUGUCCACGGACAGUUCCACGACCUGAUGGAGUUGUUCCGUAUCGGCGGGCGCUCCCCUGACACCAACUAUCUAUUCAUGGGCGACUACGUCGACCGCGGAUACUACAGCGUCGAGACCGUCACAUUGCUCGUCGCGCUUAAGGUUCGAUACCGCGAGAGAAUAACAAUCCUCCGUGGAAACCACGAGUCGAGGCAGAUCACUCAGGUGUACGGUUUCUACGACGAAUGCCUCCGUAAAUACGGCAAUGCGUCCGUAUGGAAGCACUUCACCGACUUGUUCGACUUCCUGCCCCUCACCGCGCUGGUCGACGGCCAGAUCUUCUGCCUGCACGGUGGUCUCAGCCCCUCCAUCGAUACCCUGGACCACAUCCGCGCCCUCGACCGCCUGCAGGAGGUGCCUCAUGAAGGUCCCAUGUGCGAUCUGCUCUGGAGCGAUCCUGAUGACAGAGGCGGAUGGGGCAUAUCGCCGCGUGGUGCCGGCUACACUUUCGGCCAGGAUAUAUCGGAGACGUUCAACCACAGCAACGGGCUGACACUCGUCUCCAGGGCCCAUCAGCUCGUCAUGGAGGGCUACAACUGGUGCCACGAUAGAAACGUCGUCACUAUAUUCUCAGCACCCAAUUACUGCUAUAGAUGCGGUAACCAAGCCGCCAUUAUGGAAUUGGAUGAUGCGCUUAAGUACUCAUUCCUUCAGUUCGAUCCGGCCCCACGACGUGGCGAGCCGCACGUUACGCGACGGACGCCAGAUUACUUCAUGUAGGCUGCACAGAAGGCGCAUAUCAAGCGGGCGGCGAGUGCGCGGAGCUCCGAUGGUGCGGCGACGGCGGGCUCGGCUGGGGACGCGUGCACGGGCGGCCGGCGUCUGCGUACCAGGCGCAGGCUGGCGCGCGCGGCGGCACUGGCGGGGCUUGACCCGGCGCGUGCGGCGGGGCUGGCGGGGCUCGGGCCGGCGCGCCUGGCGGGGCUGGCUGGUCUCGCAGGCCAGCAGCCGCGCCGCUCGCGCCGCGCCAGCCUCGACAGCUUGCUCCGCGUGGCGCACUGGCUGGCGCACGUGUAGCGGCCGGCCCGCGCCCGCGUGUAAGUGCUCGUCACCAUCGCAACUUAGGUUCUUGCCGUUCACUGUGCAUUCGCUCCGCGCUAGUUAUGCUGGUAUGUUCAUGUCCUGCGGCCGGAAGGAGCGCGACGACCUCCCAUUAUGAUUUACACAAUACAUUGCUGUAUCGAAGACGAUUGGACCUCAUUAAACACGUACAUUUACUAAAACGGUAGUUUUAUUUUGCUUUCGUCUCGUGUCUCGUGUCACCAUCGAUCGCCAGGUUGCCUAUGGACAUACCACCAUAAUCUAAUCUUUGGUGACUAAAUGUGCGCCGUAUUGGAUUCCCAUAAAGCUUAUGAUCUUACAUCUAAUGUGCAGUAAUGGAACUUAUAAAUUAGUGAAACAACAUGAUUAUUGUCAAUCUAGCAAAUAUGAUGUUUUCAUGUUAAGUUACUGUAGAUCAAAAUCUGUUGAAGUGCAUCAUAUAAUUUUGUAUUUUUAGUUGCUUUACAAAUGAAAUAUUAAAAGAUUUUUUUACAAUUUGAUAUUUACAUUACAUAGACAUACUGCGGGGGUAUUGAUCUGUCGAGGUCUACAAAGCAAUAGCAAGCAUUUAGUUUUAUGACAGAAUGGCAUUAUGUAAUUAUUUAAUUAUAUUAUUCGUAAUAUCUUUAGUUCGGCUGUAAGUCUGCGUAUACAAGUAUUAGGAAGCGUUAUUAUUUAUAUACCCCAGUGCAAUCAUUCUGUCAUAAAAUGUCUGGAGAGAACGAGUGCAUUUUGAGAUUUAAUUAUUCAAAAUUCUCCUUUUCUUGUGCCACAGUACCUGUAUGACAUGGAAUAGUGUUUCACAAGAGUGGAGCUUUAAUUUCUUUUUACUCUUUAUUUGUUCUAUAUUUGAUUAUAAAAUAAUUUUAGGUAAUUGUGUAAAUACCUAAAGAUCAAGGCACCCGAUAGGUUGUUAUUGUUUAUACUAAGUGUCGAAUAUUUUCCCAUUAAUGUACUCAUUUCGUAAAGAUGGUAAGUAACUAAAAUAAAUAUUAAUAACAAUUUUAUAUGAGAUCAUUGCGAACUGGGAAAUUGUUUUAUAACAUCUUAGGAUAGAAAUUUAUAACAGGGGGUUAUAUUGAAAGUGUUACAGCAUGUUUUUAAGAUUACAUACUCACUAAGAAGCCCUGGUUUCCUUAUACAAGCAUUUUAUUUUCUAUUUAUAGAAUAACUGACAAAAGCAAUUUUUAUAUUCCAUUUUCCAUGUAGAAAACGUGUACUUAUUUUAGAAUCUGAACAGUGGACAUAUUCUUUUGUCAGUGCCAUCUUUCAUUUAUAAAUAAAAUUUCAGAUUUAUAAAAUAUUGUAAUAUUAUUUUUGUUUCCUAAAUUAAACGCGUGCGUACUAAUUAUACAAAGACCUUACCCACCAAUGACACCUGAAGCCACACGUUUCGUUGAUCUAAGUAUUAAGUAUGUAAGUUAUAGAUAAAAUAAAAUAUAAUAUCCUUAAAGAAAAAAAAUAACAAAAAAAUGAGAAUGUAUGUCGAGCCUCGUUCGCGUGAAAUAAAACAAUAACUGUAGCA